AUGCCUACCAUCACCAUGAGUAAGAUGUUGCGUUGCUUGAGAGGACGGCUGCGCGGGCUUGCUACGAGCUCCACAGUUCCAAGAACGCGGAUUUCGCAACUACCCAAUGGACUGACCGUUGCGUCGGAAGCGAUGCCGAACACCGCAACAGCGUCGGUGGGCAUAUUCGUGGAUGCGGGAUCCCGGGCUGAGAACGUGCGGAACAACGGAACAGCGCAUUUUCUAGAGCAUCUAGCAUUUAAGGGCACCAAGAACCGUACACAGGUGGGCAUCGAGCUGGAGAUUGAGAACCUGGGCUCGCACCUGAACGCAUACACGUCACGCGAGAACACGGUCUACUACGCCAAGUCGCUGCAGGAGGACAUUCCGAGGGCGCUGGAUGUGCUAAGUGACAUCCUGACACGGUCUGUGCUUGAUCCGAAGGCUGUUGAGCGGGAACGUGACGUGAUCAUCAGGGAGUCUGAGGAAGUGGAUAAGAUGUACGACGAGGUUGUGUUUGACCACCUGCACGCGAUCAGCUACGAAAACCAGCCGCUCGGACGCACGAUUCUCGGGCCGAUCGAAAACAUCAAGUCUAUACAGCAGCGGGACCUGAAAGAGUAUAUCUCGACCAACUACAAGGGAGAUAGGAUGGCGCUGGUGGGCGCUGGCGCAGUCGACCACGAUGAACUGGUGCGGUACGGUGAGAAGUACUUUGGGCAUAUUCCAAAGUCAGACCAUCCUGUUCCGCUGGGAUCGCCGCGGGGACCACUGCCGGUUUUCCAUGGGCGCGAGCUUGCCGUAACCGACAUGCGGUUGCCCACCACACAUGUGGCACUGGCUGUCGAAGGCGUUUCGUGGUCAGCCCCAGACUUCUUCACUGCAUUGUGCACGCAGGCUAUUGUCGGGAACUGGGAUAGGUCUCUUGGAACUGGGACGAACUCUCCUUCGCCUUUGGCUGUGGCGGCAUCCGAAAACGGGACAUUGGCUAACUCUUACAUGUCCUUUUCCACAUCGUAUGCGGAUUCGGGGCUGUGGGGUAUGUACCUUGUGACUGACUCAAAGGAGCAUAAUCUCAAGCUGAUCAUUGACCAGAUUCUGAAAGAAUGGUCUAGGCUUAAGGCAGGUGCAAUUUUGGACAGCGAAGUAGAACGCGCAAAGGCACAACUGAAGGCAUCGCUACUACUAUCACUAGAUGGCUCUACCGCAAUCAUGGAAGAUAUUGGGAGACAGAUAGUAACAACUGGCAAACGCCAUUCCCCAGAGGAGGUUUUCGAAAAAGUCGAUAAAAUCACCAAAGAUGAUAUUGUUAUGUGGGCCAACUACAGACUCAAGGACAAACCAAUUUCAAUUGUGACCCUUGGUAACACGGAAACAGUUCCUUCGUUGAGCUACAUCCAAAGAUCUUUGAACGGUGACCUUCAGAGGCAAUGA
Messenger RNA from Eremothecium gossypii ATCC 10895, 1413 nucleotides. It is a transcript of the gene MAS1, whose product is annotated as mitochondrial processing peptidase. The transcript has a single exon. The record is from RefSeq and is marked provisional. The coding region runs from base 1 to 1413 and encodes 470 amino acids. Gene Ontology annotation, cellular component: mitochondrion. NCBI's taxonomy places the organism in Eukaryota, Fungi, Ascomycota, Saccharomycetes, Saccharomycetales, Saccharomycetaceae. Gene Ontology annotation, molecular function: metalloendopeptidase activity; metal ion binding.